AUGCAGCGUUCGUUAGAGCAGAGGUACGCGAUUAAAUUCUGUGUGAAACUCGGUAAAUCUGCGACAGAGACGUUUGAUAUGAUCAAGCAGGCUUACCCAGAUGUUGAUUUAGCAAGAAGUAGUGUGUUUCCGUGGCAUCAGGCCUUUUUGGAGGGCCGGGAAGAGGUCGCCGAUGAACACCGUGCUGGAAGACCCUCGACUUCGACAAACACCGGCAGUGUUACUCGUGUGCGCGAAGUUUUGAACUCAGUCCGUCGACUAAGUAUUCACUUAAUUGCCCAGAUGUUAAAUUUACCAAAAUCUGUGGUUCAUGACAUUGUGACGGAGCAUUUGAACAUGCGCAAGGUGUGCGCGAAGAUGUUUCUAAAAGUGCUCACUGACGACCAGAAAUGGCGGCGAGUGGAAGUGUGCCAAGAAAAUUUGAACGUGUGA
This is a messenger RNA of Parasteatoda tepidariorum (common house spider), 432 nucleotides long. RefSeq names its product protein GVQW3-like. Lineage: Eukaryota; Metazoa; Arthropoda; Arachnida; Araneae; Theridiidae. The record is from RefSeq and is a predicted model, not a curated record.